Molecule: messenger RNA, 387 nt
Organism: Thermothielavioides terrestris NRRL 8126
Lineage: Eukaryota; Fungi; Ascomycota; Sordariomycetes; Sordariales; Chaetomiaceae
Exons: 1
Coding region: 151-354 (67 amino acids)
Source: RefSeq, a predicted model, not a curated record
UGCACUGGGCAACACGACGAAAGCACGGAGGGCAAAGUCGAGGCGCACGACCUGCCGAGGAGGUAACGUUAAAAGGAGAACACGAGCGAAAAGGAGCGGCAGCCGAGACGCGUCCCGGGUUGGACAAGCGAAGCAAAGGAAACAAGACGAAUGGAAGGCGCGUCCCAGCUGCGGCUGCGGCGGAACUCGCAGGCGGCUGGCCAACGGGAGUCGACGAAACGGUCGGAAGCAAGGAACUAUAGCCACGGCUUGCCGAAUAUACGUCAGAGCUCGCGGUGCUGCGCGCUGUUGCCGGGAGCUCGAAAAGGAAGGGACGAACCGCGAUGGAACCACCUAACGCAAGACGUACAUUAAACGGGCAACACCACCGAGCACCGCGGGGAAAGC